AUGUCUGUUGAAAUCGAGCCUGCGGAGCUCGGCUUUCGCCGCCCGUUCACCGUCGAGGUCUCUGAGUCUUUGAGGAUCCGGAACCCGAACUCGACGCCGGUUGCUUUCAAGGUCAAGACCACAGCACCUAAGCAAUACUGUGUCCGUCCAAACUCUGGGCGCAUUGAGCCCGAUCGCGAGGUCGAGGUGACAGUUCUCCUCCAAGCGAUGAAGCAGGACCCACCUGCCGACUACAAGUGCCGUGACAAGUUUUUGGUGCAGGCCGUUCCUAUCACGGGCGACAAGGAGUUUAUCAGUGUCCAAGAUAUUUGGGAUAGAGUUGAGAAGGCAGACGUUCAAGAACGCAAGAUCCGCGUGGCUUUCCUUGCCGCCGAGGAUCCUGACGCAGUUGCCCCGACCAUUACGCCGGCCCGCCAAACUGCAACGAACGGAUUUGAUUUUACACCUGACGUCCCCCCGCCCUCUUAUGUGUCGCCGCGCGAAGAACCCACGUUGAACGGUGUUCUGUCGCCCGAGGCCGCAUGGUCGGACCGCAAAUCCGUACCGAACGUCGCCUCGCCUGCAACCUCGCAGGCGGCCUCUCCUUCUCCCGCUGCGCAUGGGACCACCUCGCCAGCCGCGGCUCAAAUAACAACGACCACCGCAAACGACAAGGACGCGACGAUUGCUGCCCUCACCGCAAAGCUGGCCGAGGCCGAGGCGCUGAUCUCGUCCUUGCGCAAAGACGGCGGUCUGCGGCAGCGCAAGGGCGCUGCUGGUUCUACGGGCGUUUCGGAGAAGUCGGGCGAUGCUGACUCGACAGCGACCGGUGAUGUACCCACCGCCCAGCUGCAGCAGCAAGUCCGGCAAGGCACCGAAGGCGUGCCGCUGCAGGUGACGGCCAUCCUCGUCCUUCUGAGUUUCCUGUUGGCCUACUUCUUCUUCUGA
Molecule: messenger RNA, 927 nt
Organism: Sporothrix brasiliensis 5110
Lineage: Eukaryota; Fungi; Ascomycota; Sordariomycetes; Ophiostomatales; Ophiostomataceae
Product: integral er membrane protein
Exons: 6
Coding region: 1-927 (308 amino acids)
Biological process (GO): endoplasmic reticulum membrane organization
Cellular component (GO): endoplasmic reticulum membrane; plasma membrane
Molecular function (GO): FFAT motif binding
Source: RefSeq, a predicted model, not a curated record